CAUCUUCAACCAAACAUUCUCCUUGUCAUUCAUAUAUACAAGCUCAAAGCUCAAGUCAUGGAAGCUCAAGCUCCUCUUUCACUUUCUAAUCACGCCAUCAAAGAGCUCUCUGAGUCUCAAGCCUUCACCUCCUCCAUCCCUUCCAACUUCCAUACUUUCCGAAACUCCGACGAAGAGCUCCGGCCGGAGGAUUUCAUCAAUGAAGAGAUUCCGAUCAUCGAUUUCUCAUUACUCAUUGGAGGAACGGCAAUGGAAAGAUCUGAGGUUAUCCACCACCUUUGCAUGGCUUGUCGUGAAUGGGGCUUCUUCAUGGUUGUGAAUCAUGAAAUACCAAAGAGAUUAAUGGAUGAAAUGCUUGAUGCUUUUGAGAAAUUUUUCAAUCAAAGUGAAGAAGAGAAGAACGAAUACAUUAACAAGUAUGCACUCCAUCCAAUAAGAUAUGGUACUAGCGUCAAUACUCAUGAGGACAAAAUUAGGUAUUGGAGAGACUAUGUGAAAAUAUUUGUUAAUCCAGAGUUUCAUUCUCCGGUAAAACCUUUCGGUUUCAGAAAUACACUAUUUGAGUAUGCUGCAUCCACAAGAAAAAUGGGCGAAGAGUUACUCAAAGCAAUAUGGGAGAGUCUAGAACUCAAUACCGAAGACAUUGAAGUAGCUUUAGACAUUAAAUCUUGCUUCCAAAUCAUCAUUGGAAACCUCUACCCUCCAUGCCCACAACCAGAGCUAGCACUUGGCCUUCCGCCACACUCUGACCAUGGCCUUCUCACCAUACUACUUCAAAAUGGCAUCAACGGCCUCCAAGUGAAGCACAACAACAAAUGGCUCCAUAUCAAGCCACUUCCAAAUGUAUUCAUAGUCAACAUAGGGGAUCAAAUGGAGCUAGUGAGUAACGGGAGGUACAAGAGUGUGCUUCACAGAGCUGAGGUGAAUGGAAAGAAUACAAGAAUGUCUGUAGCCACUAUAAUAGGACCAUCACAUGAGGCCAUUGUUGCGCCAGCACCACAACUAGUGGAGCAUGAUCAUCACUUGGCAUUCCAUGGCAUGAGGUUUAAAGAUUUCUUGGAGCAACAACAAGCCAACCCACUCAAGCAAAGGUCUAUUUUCGAUCUACUUAGAGUGACGAAUGAUUGAUGAGUUUUGGUGAAAUACUCUGUUUAGUAAGAUUAUAUAAGUACAUGUAUGUGUGUGCAUGUGUGUCUAUAAUGAUCAAAGUCUUUGUAGUGUUUGAAAUGUGGAUUUCAAUUACUUAUGAAUUAUUGGAGGUAUUGGAGAGUAAAACUGCAAAAAAACAUGUGUAAUUUAGCUUUAAAUUAAUUAAGAAUAUUCAUUGAAGACA
This is a messenger RNA of Dioscorea cayenensis subsp. rotundata (Guinea yam), 1333 nucleotides long. Its product is annotated as protein DMR6-LIKE OXYGENASE 1-like. The transcript is spliced from 4 exons. The record is from RefSeq and is a predicted model, not a curated record. Bases 58 to 1128 code for a protein of 356 amino acids. NCBI's taxonomy places the organism in Eukaryota, Viridiplantae, Streptophyta, Magnoliopsida, Dioscoreales, Dioscoreaceae.